AUGGGCUCAAUCGAACCAAAGAGACCAUUUGAAAAGGUCAUAAUCGUCGGAGCCGGUCCGGCCGGGUUGCUCCUCGCUCUAUUACUCUCGCAACACGACAUCCCGUCCUUGGUGUUAGAGUCAUGGGAUAGACUGGACGAGCGACUCAGGGCAACCCAAUAUGGGGUCCCUGCCACCAAGAUAUUCCGUCGGGCAGGCAUCCUCGACGAUAUCCGGGAACAAAGCAUCGCUAGCUUUCCCAGCAUCUGCUGGCGUCGAGUCAGCGACCAUGAACGACUGACGGGCAUUGAUCUGUCCGUCGUUAAAGACCACCCAGACCGCAUGACGAUCCUGCCGCUCAACCAGAUCAUCCAAAUCAUGUAUAAGCACUGUCUGGAAAAGGCCAACGGGCUGGUCGAGGUCAAGUUCAACCACAAAGUCGUUGGUACAGGUCAGGACGACAGGUCUGCCUGGGUCGAUGUCGAGGUUGGUGCAGAAGGGGAAGCCAAGGAGAAAAAGAGGAUGACCGCCGAUUAUGUUAUUGGGUGCGAUGGAGCAACCAGCACAGUGAGGAAAUCUCUGUUUGGCAGAGAAUGGCCCGGUCAGACAUUUGAUUUCCGCCUGAUGGUCCAGAAUGUUUGGUAUGACGGCUUCGAGAAACAUGGUUGGGACGGAGGCAAUUAUAUGGUCGACCCGGACUUCUGGGGUCUGAUUGCAAAAAGAGGCAAGGGCGGCCUGUGGCGUGUAACCUACGGAGACAGCGCCAUCGGUCUCUCUGAUGAGGAGUACCUUGAGCGGCGAAACAACGCCUUCAAAAAGUUACUGCCCGGCCAUCCAGACCCCGGCGAAUAUCAGAUCACCCAGACCGACCAGUUCCGGAUCCAUAACCGCUGUGUCGAGAAGAUGAGGGUGGGACGAAUCAUCCUCGCCGCCGACGCCGCUCACGUGUGUAACCCAUUCGGUGGCUAUGGUUGUAUGACGGCAGUUCUGGACGUCGGUGCGCUGGCCGACUGCCUCACCGGCUUGUACGAGGGCAAGGCCGACGAGAGCAUCCUUGACCUGUACGCCGACAUCCGCCGAGAGAAGUUUCUGAAGUAUGUGGAUGCACGGUCCAUGAAGAACAUGAACAGGAUCAUGCACACCGACCCCAACACGGUUCUAGAGACCGACAAAUUUCUCCAGCUGCUCAAAGGUCUGGAGGGCAACGGGGAAGCGACAAGAGCAUUUCUGUUGAAAUAUUCCAGCAUCGAACACGACUUCACUCAGUACUAUAAACAAACGUAA
Messenger RNA from Cladophialophora bantiana CBS 173.52, 1263 nucleotides. RefSeq lists its product as uncharacterized. Lineage: Eukaryota; Fungi; Ascomycota; Eurotiomycetes; Chaetothyriales; Herpotrichiellaceae. The record is from RefSeq and is a predicted model, not a curated record. The transcript has 4 exons. The coding region runs from base 1 to 1263 and encodes 420 amino acids. Gene Ontology annotation, molecular function: FAD binding.